AUGCGGAACCUGCGCAACAUUCGAUACGGCGCCUGGCUGCCAGAGUCACCGUCGGCGGCUGCCGUCACCUCGGCAUGCUGGGACCCCGCCAAAGACGAGGUGCUCUGCACCACUGGGCCGACCGAGGCGAAAGCCACCAUUGAGCUGGUGAGGCUGUCGGACCACCAGCAACAGCAGCAAAUUAAAUCACACGUCGUUGCGAGCUGGGAUGCGCCGAGCCCGAGCCCGGACCUGCCCGCGGACAGGGUUGUCAGCAUCCACCACUUCAGCGAUACCCUGACGACAUGUAUUAUCCUCGAGGGGGGUGACAUAGUCACGGUCCAGGAGGAUGAUGGCUUCAGCGGCGCUGGCGAUGUUCAGAUUGAGAUUGUCGGCUCCAUUGACGCCGGCAUCGCUGCUGCGGGAUGGUCCCCUGACGAGGAGCUGCUCGUUGUCGUGACCAAGGAGGGAAAUGCUGUCUUCAUGGGCAGGACGUUCGAUCCUAUUGCCGACGUCGAGAUGACCGCGGAGGACCUGAAGCUGUCGAAGCAUGUCUCUGUUGGAUGGGGCAAGAAGGAGACGCAGUUCCAGGGCAAGGGUGCCAAGGCGCUUCGUGACCCGACGAUUCCUGAAAAGGUCGACGAGGGACUGCCGAGUGUGAAUGAAGACGGGAGCGCGGCUGUCAGCUGGAGGGGUGACGGCGCAUAUGUCGCCAUCAACUCGACCGCUGGCGGCGCGAGGAGAGUCGUGAGAGUCUUCUCGCGCGAGGGUGUGCUUGACAGUGUCAGCGAGCCCGUGGAUCACCUUGAAGGCAGUCUCAGCUGGAGGCCGUCGGGCAAUUUGAUUGCUGGCAUUCAGCGACUGCCCGAGAAAACUGACGUCGUGUUCUUUGAGAGGAACGGUCUGAGGCAUGGGCAGUUCACGCUCCGCAACGCCGACGGACCCCUGAGCGAGCAUAAGAAGAUCCGGCUCGAGUGGAACUCUGACUCUACCGUUCUGGCUGUCAUCUUGAAAGACAGGAUACAGCUAUGGACGAUGGGCAACUAUCACUGGUAUCUCAAACAGGAGCUGCCAUUGGCGUCCGAGUUUUCCGGGCUCUCUUGGCAUCCCGAGAAGCCGCUUCGUUUCGCUGCCGCGACAAUAGGUGGGGUGAACUUUGCCGAGUAUAUCUUCACCGUGGCCCGCGGCUCCUUGAGCCCCCCGAACGACCACGGAUCAGUCGCCGUGAUCGACGGGCAAACGGUCAAGCUCACCCCUUUCCGGACGGCGAAUGUGCCGCCGCCCAUGGCAUGGGCUGAGCCGGAGUUCCCUGCGAGCGUCGUUGAUGUCGCGUUUGAUCCUAGCAACUCGCUGAUGGCGGUGCUGCACCGCAAGGGACUGGACAUCUUUCAGUGGCAGACGAAGGGGGGCAGGUCAAUACGUCCCAAGGAGCUGGCCAAGGUUGUCUUUGAUGCGGCUGGAGUCCCGCUCCAAGUGGCCUUCUCGUCAAAGACGGAGUGCCAAAUUCUGGCAUCUGCAGAGGGCCUCAAGGUCGAGACCUACGCUGUUAAGGCAUCGGGACUGAGUCUCACCAACACCACUCAGCUGAAGCCCACGGAGACCAUAGCAUCUAUCUUCAGCUACGAAGGCGAUUCAGGGGUUGAAGCCAUCGCUCAGGAUCGUUCAGGCAAGCUGUACAGGCUGUCCAGUCAACAAGCCCCUGAGCUGCUUGGGACACAGCUCUCAACCCAGCUUCCAUGGUGCGAGGUGAGGGGCAUCAACGGUAGGCCUGUGGCUCUGGGCAUGGCCAGGAAUGGUCACCUCUACGCCAAUUCUAAGCAACUGGCCAAGAAUGUUACCUCGUUCGCCGUCACCCCGGCGCAUAUCAUCUUCACAACCAGCAAUCACUUUCUUAAGUUUGUACACUUGGUGGACCCAGAGGAAAUGGAGGUUCCCGGGGACGACCCGGAGAUUGACGAGAGAUGCCGAAGCAUUGAGCGUGGCGCUCGUCUGAUCACAGCCACUCCUACCAACAUGAAUCUGGUCCUCCAGAUGCCGAGAGGAAACCUCGAGACUAUCUACCCCCGUGCUAUGGUCGUUGCUGGUAUCAGGCAACUCGUAGACGAAAAGAACUACGGCAGAGCCUUCGCUUUCUGCCGCACACAGAGAGUCGACAUGAACAUCCUUUACGACCACCAACCAAGCCAGUUUCUUUCCAACGUUGGUCUUUUCCUUGAGCAGCUCAAAGACAUUAGCUACAUUGAUCUCUUCCUGUCAUCACUGAGGGAGGAAGACGUCACUCAAACAAUGUACAAAGACACGAAGCGCUCCCCGAGGUCGUCAGAGCCAGAGCCCGCCACAAAGUCGUCAAGAUCCAAGGUCAACAAGAUCUGCGACGCGAUCCUCAAGAGCCUGGCUUCCAAGAAGGCUACAAACCUCCAGAACACCAUCACAGCCCAUGUCUGCAAAGACCCACCAGCGCUCGACGAUGGACUUACCCUUGUGUCGGAGCUCAUGCAAGAGGACGAGAAGCUCGCCGAGCGCGCCGUCGAGCACAUUUGCUUCCUCGUCGACGUCAACCGCCUCUACGACAACGCCUUGGGCCUGUACAACCUCGACCUCGCUCUGCUCGUUGCUCAGCAAUCUCAGCGUGAUCCGAGGGAGUACCUCCCCUUUAUCCAGAACCUGCACAAACUUCCGGACCUGCGCCGCAAGUUUGAGAUCGACGACCACCUCGACCGCAGGGCCAAGGCUCUUUCCCACCUCAAGGCCUUGAACGCGUUCGAAGAGCUCCAAAACUACGUCGUCAAGCACUCGCUCUACCAAGAGGCUUUGGGCUUGUACCGGUACGAUCAGGCGCGUCACCAGACCCUCACCGGCCUGUAUGCAAGCCACCUCGAGUCGAACUCCAAGUACCGCGACGCGGGUCUCGCCUACGAGACCCUGCAAAACUUCUCCAAGGCGACAAGCUGCUACCGCGCCGCCGGCGUGACAUGCUGGCGCGAGUGUCUCUUUGCGGCACAGCAACAGACCCCUCCGCCGUCGGAGGACGCCUUCACAGAACUCGCAUCAACACUCGCCGAGGCACUGUGGGAGGGUAAGGAGUACGCCGCCGCGGCCACGAUCCACGCAGACUACCUCUCCGCCCUCGAGACGGCGGUCAAGUGCCUCUGCAAGGGGUACCACUUCGCCGAGGCCCUCCGCCUCAUCGCCCGCGACCGCCGCCCGGAUCUGCUCCCUACGGUCUUCGACUCCGGCCUCGUCGAGGCGCUCAGCAGCAGCACCGAGUUCCUCGCCGACUGCAAGUCGCAGCUUCUCGCGCAGGUGCCCCGCGUGGCGGAGCUCCGCAAGAAGGCGGCCGAGGACCCGCUGGCCUUCUACGAGGGCGAGCGGCCCGGCGGGCAUGGCGACAUCCCCGACGACGUCUCCGUCGCGGCCAGCUCGCGGAUGAGCACCAACGCGAGCUUGUUCACGCGGUACACCGGCAAGGACGGCAGCGUGGGCACGCUCGGCACGGGGGUGUCGCGCGCGACCAGCAAGAACCGCAAGCGCGAGGAGAAGAAGCGCGCGCGCGGCCGCAAGGGCACGGUGUACGAGGAGGAGUACCUCGUCAACAGCGUCCGCCGCCUCGUCGAGCGCGUGGAGGGCGGGGCCAAGGACGAGGUCGGCAGGCUCGUGUUCGCGCUGGUGCGGCGGGGCAUGACGGAGCGCGCGAGAGCGGUGGAGGUGCUCAUGGCGGAGGUCGUUGAGGGGUGCAAGGCGGCUGUCAGGGAGGUGUUCAACGUCAAGGAGGAGACCGAGGCCGAGGCCGUCAUGGGUCCCGACGGGGAGAUGUGGAUUCCCUCCGGAGCGGAUGCCGUCCUGCAGGAGCAUCUCGACGCGAGGGCGAAGAAGCUCGAACCGCCCGUCCUCGGGGCGUUCCAGAAGCUGACGCUGUUGGGAUCGUAG
Messenger RNA from Colletotrichum aenigma, 3906 nucleotides. RefSeq names its product Elongator complex protein 1 (gene IKI3). The record is from RefSeq and is a predicted model, not a curated record. Bases 1 to 3906 code for a protein of 1301 amino acids. Lineage: Eukaryota; Fungi; Ascomycota; Sordariomycetes; Glomerellales; Glomerellaceae. Gene Ontology annotation, cellular component: cytosol; elongator holoenzyme complex. The transcript has 4 exons. Gene Ontology annotation, biological process: tRNA wobble base 5-methoxycarbonylmethyl-2-thiouridinylation. Gene Ontology annotation, molecular function: tRNA binding.